Messenger RNA from Postia placenta MAD-698-R-SB12, 1736 nucleotides. RefSeq lists its product as hypothetical. Gene Ontology annotation, cellular component: cytoplasm. The transcript is spliced from 15 exons. Gene Ontology annotation, biological process: glycolytic process. The record is from RefSeq and is a predicted model, not a curated record. Gene Ontology annotation, molecular function: magnesium ion binding; pyruvate kinase activity; potassium ion binding. NCBI's taxonomy places the organism in Eukaryota, Fungi, Basidiomycota, Agaricomycetes, Polyporales, Adustoporiaceae. The coding region runs from base 63 to 1652 and encodes 529 amino acids.
GAUCAUCCCCGCAACCUUUGGUCGCAGAAGCACGUUCCUCGGCGUUCUUACAUCACGCAACCAUGGCCGCCCCCAUUUCCUCCCGCAUGCAAUGGUUUGCGUCCCAGCAGACCUCCCAGGCCCCUGUCCCUACUGAGGAGACCAAGUAUCACCGCAAGACCGCCAUCAUUGCGACUAUUGGCCCGAAGACCAACUCCGUCGAGAUGCUCGGCAAGCUGGUCCGUGCUGGUGUCAGCGUUGUCCGCAUGAACUUCUCCCACGGAUCAUACGAGUACCACCAGAGUGUGAUUGACAACACCAGGAAGAUGGUUUCUCAGAACCCUGAAGGCCGCCCCGUUGCCAUUGCUUUGGACACGAAAGGCCCUGAGAUCCGCACGGGUAACAUGCGCAAUGACCAAGAUCUUAAAAUACCGGCUGGACACGAGUUCAUUGUCUCCACUGACCGCCAGUACUACAACAUCUGCGACGACAAAGUCCUGUUCGUUGACUACGAAAAUCUGCCCAAAGUUACUGCACCUGGCAAGCUGAUUUACGUCGACGAUGGUAUCCUGUCCCUCCUCGUCUUGUCCAUCGACGGCCCCAACGUGCGAGUCCGCGCCAUCAACAACGGCACGCUCUCCUCGCACAAGGGUGUCAACCUACCGAACACUGCAGUCGAUCUGCCCGCGCUCUCCGAGAAGGACAAGGCAGACUUGCGCUUCGGUGUGAAGAACGGCGUCGACAUGAUCUUCGCGUCGUUCAUUCGUCGCGCGGAGGACGUCGAGGACAUCCGCCAGGUCCUCGGCCCCGAUGGCGCUAACAUUAAAAUCAUUGUCAAGAUCGAGAACCAGCAGGGUGUUGACAACUUCGACGAGAUUCUCAGGGCGACUGACGGUGUCAUGGUCGCUCGUGGUGACCUCGGUAUUGAGAUCGCUCCCAGCCAGGUCUUCAUGGCGCAGAAGAUGAUGAUUUCCAAGUGUAACAUGGCAGGCAAGCCCGUCAUUGUUGCUACUCAAAUGCUUGACUCUAUGAUGCAAAACCCGCGACCGACUCGUGCUGAGGUCAGCGACGUUGCUAACGCUGUGCUUGACGGCUCCGACUGCGUUAUGUUGUCCGGAGAGAGUGCCAAGGGAGCCUACCCGAUUGAGUCGGUCCUCAUGAUGGCAGAGUGCUGUCUGCUCGCGGAGACGAUGAUUUGCUAUCCUCCCUUGUAUGACGAGCUCAGGCUCUCUACUCCUCGUCCCACGGAGACCGUUGAGACCGUCGCCGUCGCCGCUGUGGGUGCUGCGCUGGAGCAGGGCGCUAGCGCUAUCAUCGUCUUGUCGACGAGUGGCAACACUGCGCGCCUCGUAUCGAAGUACAGGCCGCCUGUGCCCAUCAUUACCGUGACUCGCAACCAGCAGACUGCGCGUCAGAUCCACCUGCACCGCGGCUGCUACCCAUUCUGGUACCCUGAACCCCGCGGCAUCGAGGCCCACCAGUGGCAGACUGAUGUGGACAAUCGUAUCCGGUUCGGGCUGCGCAAUGCGCUGAAGUUGAACAUCAUCAAGACGGGCACCACGGUUGUCGCGGUGCAAGGCUGGAAGGGUGGACUUGGUCACACGAACACGCUUCGUGUCCUCUCCGUGCCCACAGAUCCCGCCGACCUCGAGUUGCAGCCGCUCGGCGCGUAGUUUGCUGGAAGGUUUGAGAGCGUGUAUGUAAAAUGUAACGAAUAGUGCCAAGCAAAAUGAAUAGACUCUUGUACAACCUUCUGU